This is a messenger RNA of Paramuricea clavata, 14420 nucleotides long. NCBI's taxonomy places the organism in Eukaryota, Metazoa, Cnidaria, Anthozoa, Malacalcyonacea, Plexauridae. The record is from the annotation of a GenBank genome assembly.
AUGCAUUUACAUGUGGUCAAAGUACAACGUGGGUUGAAACGUUUUCUUUAUGCAACUACCGUUGUAACGCAAUGUGAGUAUCGUGAACUUAUGGUCUACUUACGAUAUUAUUGUACCAAGUUAAAACAUAGACUGUAUCAUGAAACAAAAUCUGUGAUUACAAGACAUUUUCUACGUUUAGGUGUGUAUCUUGAUCCUAGUGUGUUUGAAUUGAUCAUAUUUUUUCAUUCUUUGGAUACAACUUUAAUGGAUAGUGAAGGAUUGACUAUUAACCAUUGUAGAUAGCGUGUGACGAGCCUAUAUAUGUAGUAUUUGUACAUUUUUUUCUUUAGUAAGAACUAUGGCAUAUCAUACGGAUAAAUGGUAUGGGUUUCAUACGUUUACGAAUGAAACGAUACGAGAAACAUUUGAAAAUAAAAUAGAUGAGUACAUUACAGAGAAAAUUAUCCUUGAGCGCAUCGAUAUCUUUUUGAACCUGACAAUCGUGAUUUAACCAAUGUUAUGUAUUAUAUCGUGCAGUCCAAUGAUUGGUGUUUAAAAUCCAUGCAUACUCGACUAUGGACAUUGGCGGUUGGUUAUUUGAUAUGCAAAUUCCGUGGGUGUUUAGAAUUUUCAGACAUGAAUAAAAAGUAUUCUUAUUUAGAUAAAAUUACGAGUAUUGCACGGGAAGUCGAAUGGGCUAUUCGUCACAUUUUUUUGCUUGCAUUUCACAGUGAUGUGGAGCAUCUUCUUGCUGUGGACAAAGCGUCCUCUGUACCACCAGCAACUCUGACAGCACCACUACCACAACCCCCAGCAGCAUCAGCAACACCUGCAAUGCAGAAACCACCUCCCUCAGAAACCAAGAGCAAAGGAAAGAAGCCGACAAUGAAACACAGAAAACUGGAGAAUAUUGAGACAGUUCAGUGAUCAUCAGGUAUAUAAACAUGCACAAUUUCCUAAAGCUAUAGCAACAUUAACUGCGUUUAUGAAUCGAUAUUGUGUUUCAGCUGCUCGUUGUAUAGCUUUAUAUGAGCAACAAAUGCACUCUCUUACACCGUUUAACUAUGGUCCUUUAGUAGAAUAGCAGACAUAAUAAAAUAAUCAAGUUUAAAAAUGAUAAAGCGACAAUAGUAUAAUCAACCACAAAAAAAUGUGACAUUUGUCGAGUGGAAUGAUGAAUAAAGUUGUACUCUUUUUCUAGUGUCCCGAAUUGUCCAGAGCAAUUAAACAGCAAAAACUGAUGGUUCAAAACAUGUACCAAAGAAUGCAUUAUUUGCUCGAGUGUGAUAAUGAAGAUUACGAUCAUGUGAACAGCAUAUUAAAAGAACAUUAACUCAACUGUCUAUUCGUUGUAUUUUAGUGACUGUUAGAUGUAUGGAAGAAAAAGAAAAGAUGCAAAAGAACUAACUGAUGAACUUAUUAAAAAAGCCUCGCGCCUCUUAAAAGGUGAACAACUAACUAAGGAACAAACCGUAUUGUUUACACUCUAGAAAAUUGCAUAGAUAUAAACGUUUAAAAACACAUGUGAAUAAAUGUAAUACACAAUGGAGUAUUGAUUUAACAGAUCUAAAUGAUUUAUCACGUUACAAUAAUCAAUAUCGUUAUAUGCUUGUGUGUAUUGAUGUUUAUUCUCGGUACACAUUUGUAAAGUUAUUGAAAACAAAAUCCGCAGCGAAUGUACGGAAAAAAUUCGAGGAACUUCUCUUAGAACAUGGAGUUCCACAAAAAGUACAAAGUGACGAGGGCACAGAAUUUUCAUUGAUCAAACGUAAACUUGCUCCGCAAUACGGUUUUAAAGUAUUUCAUACGUACAAUCUAGAAAUGAAAGUAGUGCAUGCGGAACGUUUCACUCAAACAUUAAAACAAAUGGUUAAGCAUACAUUGACAAUGCUCGAGUUAGGUUUUCGCUACAUUCGUUUUCUACCUUUGAUCAUAGAACGUUACAAUGAAUCACCGCAUCGAGGUUUGUUCGAUGCUACACCGCACAACAUUGAUGUAAAGCGAAAACCCAUGAAUGAAUUUCGAUUAUUAAAAAGCAUGCUAAACGGGUUCGAAACCCACACGCAAUCUGUUACAUGUUGGCGAUACAGUUUGUCUAUCGCGUAUCAAGAAUAACGUGUUUGAAAAAUCCAGUUUGCAACGUUGGGUUGGUGAGAAAUUUAAAAUAAGCAAAGUGUUCAUUACCACCGAUCCAGUAACAUACGAACUGCAUGACGCGAAAGGUUCAAAGGAACAGGGAAUUUUUUAUGAUAUAAAAGAUAUGGAUAUUCACAUUGUAAGCAACACACGUAAUAAUGUGGGCGGUGAAAAUUUCAACAAUAGCUUUACGAUGCUGCUUCCUGAAUUGAUUGAUGCUGAGAACGAACGUAAAUACAUAUGUGUCCUAAGCAUAGAUAUCUUAUAUACACUAGAUAGUGCAUCUAAUUAUUCUGCAAUUCAAAAAUUGAAGCCGUGAUUGCAGUCUCAUGUCGUUCCCAUGAAAUGAGAAGAUUCGUAUGUUUUCUAUUUCUUAAACAGGGAACUUAAACAUUAAGUUAACCCUAUUCCAAAUACAUUUUUAAACUAUUCAAAUGAUGAAAGUUAUUGUUGUUUUUAAGCGUUUAUUGGCAAGUGGGAACGACCAACAUGGCCGCCAUCUAUUCAAAUGGGGGUAACCACUGGAAUAUUCUUGGCUUCAAUUUUACUAAAAGAGAUGCAUUAUCUAGUGUAUAUAAGAUAUCUAUGGUCCUAAGCAUUAGUUAUCCACAAAUGAUUGAGAAUGUUUUUGAGAACCAAUUCGGUAUACGUUUUAAAUACAAUUUUCUCUACAAUUCAUUAAGUUGGAAAUAUCGAUCAAAUAUGAUGUAUUUACCCGCCGGUCACUAUACUCUUGAAAAAAUAAUCGACACCCUGAAUGAAUACAUGAAUGAAUACGAUGUUUUCAUUUGUGAUAUUAAAGGGAGGUCGUGUUGGGGUAAAAUUUAAUCCAACAUUAAGAUAUAUAUACAAGUUUUCAACAAAUGGUGACGGUGUAACAUACCCAGGCGAAUUAACGGAGAAAGAUUUACAUAUAGCAAAGGACACGAUGGACAUUGAAAUGACCAAGAGUUUGAAAUAUAUGUUGGGUUUAACAGAAUGGGUUCUUCAUCCCACAGUCGAAACGAUUAAAAAGCAAUUAACACAAGUAGAUCCAUCUCUAUCCACAAUGCAAUGCAUCUUGUCCACGUCUGGACUUCAACCUGAACACUAUACAUUCCACGGGAAAUAUAUGCCCGAUAUAAGUAAUGGUGUAAAAGAGAUGUUUGUUUAUUGUGACGAGGUGGAACAUUCUGUUGUGGGUAAUGUUAAAGCAAUGUAUACCCAUUGUAACAGAGGAUCAAGGAAGUUCAUCAUUGUGUAAUUAUAGACCACCAGAAGUAACAUGAGGGUUAAUUAAAUGUAAAAUUACAGAUUUACAUAUAGGCAUAUACGAUACAAAUUUCACGCCAAUUCCCUUUUCUGCUGGUACUAUUACCAUCGAAGCUGUAAUAGAAUAAUGUUGAAACUAGAGUUUAUAAUACAAAAUAAAGAACUUAUUCCUACACAGUAUGACUAUUCCAUGGAUGAGAUUUUUAGGGAAAGCGGUUUACAGUUGAAAAAACGAUACUGCAGCCUAAGUUACUUUACGUGUGACUUUUCCGGUCAAUGGGAUUGUUGCACAUUAUGCUGCAGUAGAAAAUUAAAACUUAAUGAAAACGAUGUUGGUGUUACUAAUAAAGUAAAGGGUGGUGAAUUUUUACGACAUUGCUGCUUUGUACGUUCCUGGUACAAUAUCAAAAAAUGACCCACAAUAUGGUUGUUUUGAGAAGUGUAUGUUCGCAUACCUUGACCAGCACAAUCCCGAAAGAUUUUAUGAUAGAAAAAAAAGAAAAUUAUCGUCAUUUAUACUACAAAAAGAUAUCAGUGAUUUACGUGAUUUAGUUCACUUACAAUUGAUUUGGUGCGAUAACACAACAAGAUUUAGAGGUCAGAAAGGUAAAACAGCUAUAGUACAUUUUAAUAUUUUCGAUGUAGAAGAAAAUGAAUAAGUUGCGAGUACAGAUAACAGUGCAAAAUAAAGAAUUGGUUCCUACAAAAUAUGACUAUAUCAUGCGUGAGAAGCUAACUUUUAGAGAAAGCGGUUUACAAAUGAAAAAACGAUACUUCAACCUGGAUCAUAUUUGGACUAACUUUACCUCGGGUUACACAAACUUCACAUUAUACUGUAGUAGAAAAUUAACGCUUAAUGGAAAUUAUGUUAGUGUUACUAAUAAAGUAAAGGGUGGUGAAUUUUAUGACAUGAGUAGUUCUUUUCUGUACACACCUGGUGUAAUAGCAAAAAACGACCCACAAUACGGUUGUUUUGAGAAACAUAUGUUAACAUAAAAAGAAAAAAAAAAGAAAACCAAGAUCUAGCGUACGCCUUAUGAGCAAGUAUUUUCCGAGAUUACGAUCGCGUCGCAAACAGAAAGGCGGUGCCUUCGGUGCCAGAAUAGCUUUGGGUAUGAUGGCACCCAUGAUCAUGGGAACUGUAGGUAAAAUACUAAAAGUAAAUGUAAAUAAAUAAAUCGAUGUAAAAUCUAGUAUGAAAUAAAUAAAUAUGAAAUUUACUUGGUUUGUGUAUUUCUCUUUCGCUUAUAAAAAUGUUUACACACAUUUUAUUGGGUUAUUCAUUCGUCGUUCUUUCAAGAUGAGUAAACGUAAAUGUACAGAGAUGGAUGGGGAAGGGGUGGGGGAAGAGCCUGUAGAAAAGCACAAUGGUAGUUUUAUGACACCUAUGGCUAUGUUCCCCACAUUUCCUCAUAAUAUUACGUUUGAAGAAUUACGAGAAUUAAAUAUCAAUGCCACACCCGUGAACAAUGAGGCAGACAUACGUACACAUGCAUGCAUAAUCGACAAGAAUACGGUGUGUUGAUAACAGAAGAUGCCACCAUCUCGGCAACAUUACACCUUGUUGCUGCUGCAGAUGGUGCGGGUUUGGCUGCCGAUCAGAUUGUUCCUAUAGCAUUUCCCCUUAAAUUGGGUGGAAAACCAAAGAAGUGUAUGUGAAUAAUGACCUCGUCAAUCCCACUACCACACAUGAAAAUUAAUUAGAAUAUGUAAAUCAUCUUCUCACACAAACACCGUCAGGCUAUCAAGAUAAGAAUGGCAUCACCAUGGUAUACCACGACACCCCUGGUCAUUUUGACAGCCGUGUCAAUAUACAUGAUGCUGGUCUUGUCAAUAAGGGUGCACGUAAACGUUGGGUAGCAUUUAGUCAGAGUGCUGAAGUACUAUGUAUGGAUCAUUUGGAUUUAUUGGGGCAUAAUAAACAUUAUGUUCCAUCAACCUAUGAAAUGAAAGUAGUACUUCAUCGUUUGGAGAAAACCAAAAUGCUUUUUGGUACACGACAACAUUGUGAGGGUGCCAAGUUGUUAAUUAAAGAUUUGAAAUUAACCAUACCCAUGAUGAAACCCUUGCAGCAAUUGUCCGAGGCGAUCAAUGAGAUAAUGAUUCACAAAGGUGAAGAAUGUAAAUUCUAUACCACGCAUUAUCGACUGGUGGCAAAACCGUUGGCUAUUGGUUCGCAGUAUGUACAAUUUAGUGAUAUAUUCAACGGGGCUCGACCCACACACUUGAUUUGUUAUCAGAAAUCGCAAACGCGUUACAAUGGUAGUCAGCACAAUACCAACCAAUUGAUUUUCCCCGGAAUUAAUCAUUUUGUGGUGAAAAUCAACAAAGCUAAUGUUGUACCUACGAUCACCAAUACCAGAGAGUCGUAUAUGAAUUUGGUACGCGUUUUGAAUUGUCGUCACAGUGAGAUGCCAUUUGGUUUUGAGCAUUACGAAGAUAGUUAUGGUUUGAUUGUGAUGGAUUUGUCUACAAACAAAGACAGUUACAAUCAGAUGUUACCGUAUUCAACUGCGGCUGUGGUGAGUGUUGAAAUGAAACAUACACAAGCUCUGGCUGCUGCACAACAGGUGAUUUUCAUUGGAGAAUUCCGUAAUCAAUUGUUGAUUGGUUACAAAACUGCCGCACAUAAGAUGUAUGAUUUCUAAACUUUAUUUAUUAAUCUCUCAUAAAAAUAUUGAGUACCAUUAGUCAUUAUGCCGGCAAAGCAAACAUGGCAGUGUUGUACUAAAAUGGACAAGAAAAAAAAUCGAAUACACUUUUACGACCAUCCGACGGUAAAGUUAUCAGUUUGUAUGGUCAAUCCAUACAAACAGUUCACAUCCAUCCUGUAAUAUCAAAAUAUGGCUGAACAACAACAACAACAAAUGAAAAAAGAAGAAAAAAAAAUUCGUUCAAAUGAAUAUGAACGAUAGAUCACGACAUCUUACUAAGACUGUCACAAAAAAUCUACUUCAUUUGCUUGAUUUUGUUGUGAAGGGAAAACUUCCGAUUGAUAUAUCAGUAGACAACAAACGUUUCAUGCGACAUUUGCUCGACAAACAUACACCACAAGAGGACAUGGCUGUAGCAUUAGUAGAGGAUUUUCGCACACAUGCUAUUCUAAAAGACAUAAUUGAUCUUAUUGAAAAGAAUGAGCGAAGCAGUAAAACAACUACAACUUGUUGACUCCAAACGUUUUAAUCGUCUUAUUGCAGCGUUGCAACAAUCCGUAGAACAUAAAAAUAUUGUAGAGCAAGCGACAACGUCGCGUGAAGAACAAGAUUAUGUAAGAAGUUAUCAUGAUGUAAUGCAAAGUGUAAAAAAUAAAAGUCCAUUAGCUGGAACAGACAUUGUGAAUUUUAUGAAUAAAAAAGGAAAACUAAAAGAGACUAUUGCAACACAAGCACAUCUUCCUAAACCUCCCGACAGCGAUAAGCCCAACAACCCCAACACACCCGCUGGUUGUGCAGGUACACCUAGAUGACAAUUACGUCCCGAAGCAUCUGUGGAAGGCUCAAAAGCUAAAAUAGAAGCUUUUUUUUUAAAGAGAAAGGUGCAAAAAAAGUGAUUCGGGUGGGUUAGAAUACAAGGGAAGUAAAAUAGCUGUGCCCUAUGAUGAUUUCAUUUUUUAUCUUACACAUGAUUUAAAAAAGACAGCGCCGAGUUUAACCGAAAGAGAAACACAUAUGGGUUUAAAAACUCUGAAAAAACUGGGUAUGUCUACCUCACAUAUUCGUAGUGCACGAUUGCGAAAUGCUUACACCGCAAUGAGACAAGCCGGUAACAGCAGUAGUGGUAGUGAAAGUGUUGUCACAAUCCCACAAACGUCACGAAUUCCCGUACGUUCAACACCCUAUAAUACUCCACGUAGUCAUCAAACUUCCUGAAGUCUACCGCAAAUUGUACAAAGACGUGAUCGGUGGGGCUAUGCAGAUCGUUUAAAUCGUCGUUCUUUAGAGAUCGUCAAUUAGACGUUCUGUUGCAAUGAAUAUAUUAACUUGUUUUAUCAGUAAAUUUUUGGGCACUCAUCAUUUGGAUAAUUUGGCAGGAAAAAAUGAUGUCAUUACUCCCUAUUAUCUGGGCUGUUACCCAGCAGAUGUUCCUCCUAGCAAUGUUCGUAAACAUUGUUGUUGGAUAUGGAAUGUGGAUGAAUCUCAUAAAUCGGGUUCACAUUGGGUGGGCAUGGUAAAAAGAGACAAACGUAUCAUAUUCUUUGAUAGUUACGGUAAAACACCUACUUUUUUAAACGUGAUUAUUGGGUGAAUUAUUUUAAGCAAUUGGGAUGUAAAACUACAAUGUACUCUCAAGUACAACGUCAAUCACACAUCAGUCGAACGUGUGGAGCCUGGUGUUUACUCUUCUUAUACAAACAAUGAAGUGAACAUAAAGUGAUACGAAAUUUGUUACAUGAAGAUCUUAUGGACAAUGAACGAGAAAUUCCGAUAUACGUAAAAUUUAUGCUAAAACAUGUCGUAAGGCUAAAGGGAAAAUUUGUAAAACUUUCUUAGAUAUAUAUGGACCACUGUAAAAAAACCCACUUUUUUGUAAAAAAAUUAUUUUUUUCUCAAAUAAAAUUUACACAUUUCGCCCACAAUCAUAGAUUAUCGUUUUGUCGGUCAGGAAUAUGCCCGUACGAAGACAUGUAUUACAAUAGCUACGGGGUGAACUGUCAAAUAAAAUAUAACCGUAGCGAUUCUUUCCGACAUCGUUUAUAAUACUAUGAAUUUUACAUAAUUUGAUUUUCUUAUUUGAAGCAACUGUUUCUAUAUCUCUACAAUCCGAAAGAUUAUUGAAUAUCAGAUGAUAUUGACUGUUCACACAUGCAUUUCAUAAUUUUCCAUUUCUGAAAUUUAAGUUCUGACAUACAAAGAUAACCGAAGUGUUUGUAUGGUGGCUGUCUCACGAGGCUAUAUCAUUUAAAUUCUCGGUGUUCUUUGAACUUGAGGCCGCAAUCACCAUCAAAUCAUCCAACACUAAAAGUGUUGCUUCGCCUAACAUAUUCUUCAAUUCACUUAUAGAGGAUAUACCCUGAUUGCAAUCGACAAACUCGUAUGUUUUCAGUUUUGAUGUUUCAGCAUUGUCUCGUUUGAUCUGUUUUAUGUCAUCGUAUUUUCUGUGUGCGUUAAAUGUAAAAGGCUAGGUCCCUUGAUGGUGUUUUAAGUUGUUGUUAGUUGUCUCUUGCACCGAUUGUAUUUUGUCUUAAAUUAGUUCGUUUCGACUGUUAAAGUUAUUGUAAACAUAAAGUUAAUUAUGGGGUCGCCGUAAUUGGGGAAACCUGUGGCGAACUCCCUGGCGUUAUAUUAGCCGAAUCUCAUUAAAUCAUUAAAUCAUUUUGAUUGUUAUGCACUGUACAAGUACAGUAGUUUGUCAGGUGUCGGUACAAUAACCUCAUCAAUAUACUUUAUGAUUUUUGUUAUCAAUUUGGUUUUUCCGCAUUGUGUUGGUCCACACAUAGUAAGCAUGAACGGAUGAUGAAACGGUAAUGUAGCUUGUCCCACAGCUCUUGCCUGUGAAAACAAAAAAAAACGAAACUUACGACGUGUACCCGUAUGGUACAGUGCUAAAAUUGUCACAUACUACACGUUUGUCAAAAGUAAAACGGAAUUUUUGCUUAUUGUGUUCCACGGCUAUUGUUUGCAUGUUACACCGCACAAAUUCACGAUAUGUAAUUUCAAUUUCUUGCUAUUUAUUUCAUACACAGGAUUCAAUCGAACCAAAAGUUAUUUUUUCCUCUGCAUCCCCCUUCAACGUAAAACCCUUAACAUGGGUGAUCUCAUUUUGUUUCCGUGCUGCCAUCCUUUAAUGUCUUAACAUAUUCGUUGGUACGAUACGAAUAGGAUUUGGGACCCGUAGCACAGAAUUGCUCUAUCCAUUUUUCGCUACAACCCUUUUUCGCUUAAUUUGUCCGUCAUUUGACCCAAAUACUUACCCGUUUCUAUAUGUGACGUCACCUCUACACUAUGAUCAUUGACAAGGGUUAGUAAUUAUUCUUCUAAUGAAUCUAUGAAUGAAACAAUGGUUGUGUCUUCGUUUUGUGCCAAUUUACCCCAUAGUGAAUUUAAUAAUGCUUUCAUAACUGUUCUCUGACCGGGAUUGUGACUUAUAUUGGCGCAAUCCAAGUAAAUUUGUUCAUGCUCGGCAUAUUCAUCUAUGUAUUUACGUAGUUUCACUUCAUCUAUCUCGCCAUUAUACUGAAGACAAUUUUUUGGCACACCGCUACUUUCUUGUUUUAAUUUCAUAAACAUAUCAAUGUAUAGAUCAAAGAUUUUCUUACUAUUUGGAAAAUGAUAGAUUUCAUAAAUCACAAGCAUUUUAUAGCCGUGUUCUAAUGCCUUGUGUACUUCUACACUUGUCCAUGUUCCGUAAAGUGCGCGUUGUUCAUCGUCGUGUGUACAUUGUUUGCAUUGUUGUUCGGCACACAUGGUACACAACGGUAAUUUACUAGUAUGAACCGGUAAAACAGGAAAUAACAUUUUUUGGCGGUAAGAUUUUACAUUUGAUUAAGCCGAAAUUUUUAUACACAUCCAAUUCGGCACAUUUGUUAACGCCACGGUAAUCUCAAGAUGUUUAAUUCGAUAACGAUAUUUCUUCUGAACAUACGGAUAGAGAGAGGUAAAAUCUAUGUAAUGAGCUUUUGCCAUUAAAGAUUCAUGAUAUAGUUUUGCAGGCGACGUUCGACCACCAACAAUGCGUUGCGUGGAUUGGGAUUUAAAUAAACAAAGUAUUUGCUAUGAUGUAAUUGCAUAAUCAAGUUUCGUGUUACUUUCCCUUCACUCAUAAAAUCAAAUUCCCAUUUCCCAUUAACGCGAUAGCCGUUGUCUUCAAAAAGCUGCAUUGUACGACGAGUUCGUUCACAUAGAACAUAAAAUUUCUCACCAUUUACUUUAUUAAGAUCGUCGCCAUCAAAACAUAUUUGUUUGUUCACAGUAGCCGUCGACAAAGCGAUUUAAAAUGUUCACCUCACCUUCGGGCGAUAAUUUACUUCUGAAUGUAAAGCCAUCCUCUUCAAGUUCUAUUUCGAGCUGACCUGGCCAACACAAAGCUGUGACACUUUGAUUAAUAUUUCCACCGUAACCUUCGGCGGGAAUCUGCCCAAUUGUAUUCUCUGUUAAAAAAUUAUUACGGUAGAUUUUUAACGCAAGACUGGCAAUAGUAUGACACGUUCAUAAUAUUUUUGAUAAGUUUUGCAAAUUUCACACAACCCUGUCUUAAAAUAUCAACAUCUAAUCUACAAUAAUAAAUUGCAUCGCGAAACACAUACGUAUGCUUCUGUUGUUCCACAUACCACUUGUCAAAUUUCUAGUGCCCUCACUUGGUGGUGGGUCAAAAUACUCUAUACUUAUCAUGGGACCCACAUAUUUGAGAUCGGUGAAAUGAUAGGGGUGAUAACCCUUGGCUAAAUCUGGAAUACCCAUUGCCUCUGGAAUUUUACUCAAACGCAUCGCUAAAAAUAAAUAACUAUCGAUAAUUUUAAUUCUAGUUUGUUGUUCAAUUUCCAUGCACAUUAUCUUGUUACCAUUCAUGAUAAGUUUGGGUAAUAAUAUUGUGUUUUGUAAGCAACUCCCGUAAUAGAAAAACUAGGCUGAGAAAGGCUGUCUCCAGGCUGAGAAAGCAUAAAAUCUAAUAAACUAUCAACAAUGUUUCCAUUGUUCUGCUCAAACAAUAUUGACGAUAACCACAACACGGUACACUUUUUACGCUAAUAUCGCAACAACUAUUUGUGGCGUGUGCAACAAAACCCACCUCUGAUUUCUGAAAAGCUUUCUCGUCACAUGCACUACAAACUUUUUGCACAACACAAUAGAAGGGUUGCAUGUAUCCUUUGUCAUCAACACGCGUUUCAAAAUCAUAAAAAUAAAGUGUAGGCAAUGUGGACGUUUUUGGAAUUUUACACGUUUUCAAGUAACACAAAUGACUUCUGUCCAUUAUACUAUUACAAUGGGUUAGAUGGAAAACACGGAGUCGGAGUUCCGGAGUCGGAGUCCCGGAGUCUGACGUCAUAAAAAUAUGGAAAACACGGAGUCAUAUGGAAAACACGGAGUCUGAUGUCAUAAAAAAUAUGGAAAACACAGAGUCAUAUGGAAAACAUGGAGUCUGACGUCAUAAAAAAUAUGGAAAACACGGAAUCAUAUGGAAAACAGAGUCCACCAUAAAAUAUGGAAAACACAGAGUCUGAUGUCAGAGAAAAAUAUGGAAAACACGGAGUCUGACGUAUUGUCAGCGUGAAAUAUGGAAAAUAGUAUUAAAUAAUAUAAUUUAUGCGAAUAUAAACAAAUGGACGAAUUAAUAUAACAAAUUAGAAAUUUUCUGGACUAAUUCUGGUUAUUUCUUCUUUCUAUAUGGAUUGUUUUUAAAUACAAUCAAGCAAAUAAUGUUGUUUCUCUUGUCAUGUGACUUGUUCAGUUGUACAAUCAGUUGUACAUCAUCCCAAAUCAUCUUGUUCAGUUGUACAUCAUCCCAAAUUGCUCCUUCACUCUGCGCUCUAAAUAAAUAAACAAUAUUUGAAGUGAUUUUAAUGCGGAUUUUGUUCACCUCCUAUGGUAUGUUGAUAAAAAUAUAGUUUAUAUGCUGCUAGAAUAUUUCAUAGUCGAUUUACAUGUAAUAUUAACACACAAAAUCUUGACACAAAACAGAUAUGCUGCUUGGAAACAGCAUGCAAUAUUGGCCCGAUUUAUACUAGAGACGGAUCAUCCGUCAAGACGAAUCAUCCGUCUGACGGAUGAUCUGUCUAAGUAUAAACACAAGACGAACUAUGUAGACGAACUAUGUAGACGAAUUUGCCAGACGAAAUAGAAUCGCGUGAUCACAACUGCAUGGGAAGUUGGGAACGAACAUGCUUGGCAGAAAAAUCAAUAUGGCGGCAGAAAUGUGAUUAGUGAAGCAUUUAUCUGGGAAAAGAAAAGCAAAUGAAGAAAGACUAUUUAUGUGGCAAAAAGAGUGUGACACAUGAGCAAAGCGCCGUUUUAAUGAUGAAUUGACUGACAAGAUGGAACUAGCACAAGCCGCAGCAUUAUCUGUUAUUUUACUAACUAGAAAACCGAGGAAGGACAGGGGUUGUGACGAACACAGGAGCAGUAGUUGGUGGUCUGAAGGCUAUCGAACCUGGGAUGAUGUGGCAUUCAAGAAGCGUUUGAGAGUGUCUCGUGCGACAUUUGAUUUCAUUCUGAACGAAAUUUCCGACCAAAUUGUUAAACAACCAACUCGAAUGAAACCCCAUCCAACUUCCCCUGCUACUCAGUUGGCAAUAUGUUUGUAUCGGUUGGCUCAUGGUGUUACCUAUCUAACAGUGGGAGAUUUGUUUGGUGUUGCGGCUCCAACUGCUUUUUGCAUAUUCAUGGACGUUUGCAAAGUGUUGGUGAAUACUUUGUAUGACAGAUUCAUUUAUAUGCCAAGAACAACAGAGGAAUGGACCCAGGAACUCAAAGGAUUCCUAGAAAAUUGGGAGUUCCCAUGUGUUGGAGCAUGGGAUGGUUUUCACGUGUAUGUUUCUACUACAUUGAAAAUUUUUUAUAGUUAUAAGAAGCGGUACUCUGUCACAAAUAUGGGGUUUAUAGGAUAUAACAAAAGGUUUAUGUUUUCUGCAGUUGGUGCACCUGGCUCAACCCAUGAUUCCAGGCUUCUACAGAAUUAUAACAUAUACUCUGAAAUUUAACGUGGUAAUGUGCUGCCAAAGAAUUCACUGAACCUACAUCCCCAAGGCAAAAUACCACUUGCAACUGUUGGCGAUUCAGCCUUUCCGUCCCACCCAUGGUUGCUGAAACCAUACAAAGAAGGAAUGCGAGAGCCCCAAAAGAGGUACUUCAACAGGAGGCUUUGCUCUGCUCGGGUUGUGUCUGAGCAUGCAUAUGGGAUGCUGAAAGGGAGAUGGCGUAUCUUAUACAAGAAGACAGAAUGUCAUUUGGACAAUAUUCAAAUAGUAAUCAUGACUUGCAUUUUGCUACAUAACAUUUGUGUUCACAGGAAUGAUCCAUGUAAGCCUAGAUGGCGACUCGAAGUAAACCAGCUCAAUCUUAGGGGCUGUUUAUAUGGAAGCGAGCCAGCCCGGGUACCCGAGCUGGCUCGCUUCCCCGAGAUGAAUUUCACCACGCGUUUACAUGAAACUUUUGGGGCGGGCUGACUUGUGAAAACAAAUACAAAUUUUCGCGGGAAAGUUAAAUGCAAAAUGGCGGGUUUCAAAAUUGUUGCAUUAAUAGCUUCAGUGACGGCCCAAAUUGGAGCUUUUACUGCCCUUCUUUUGCAACUAUAUGGCCUUAUUCUCUUGUGGAAAAUUCACGAGAAACAAAAGAAGAAUACGAUGUUGAUAGCGCUUCAAAAUCGGCGCAGUUAUUUCUUGAGAAAGCUAAAGGUACUAAGGCAACGAAGGUUAAGACGACGUAAUAGAAGUUGUUGGUUUAAACCUGGCAGAUCAGAUCAAUGGUGGAUAAAGAUGAUAAAUGGCGAAGCACCUGAUGAAUUCUGGAUGAAGAAUUUCCGCAUGACCAAAGAAUCGUUUCUAGAACUUGAGACUGAGCUUAAACCUUACAUUUCACCCGAUCCCAGUUCACCUAACCACAGAGCACUAGAUAGUGCAAAGAAACUGGCUGUUACAUUGUACUAUUUGAAAGACACUGGCUCCCUCAUUAUGACAGCAAAUGCUUUCGGUAUAGCUGUCUGUACAGUUUCUGGUGUUGUAGUUGAGGUUUCCAAUGUGAUUUCAAAAGUACCUGGGCCGAAGUAUUUGCACUUACCUGUAGAUGAGAAUGAAAUGAGGAAAAAGGUCUGUGAGUUCGAGACAAAAUUUGGCAUUGUACAGGCCUUUGGAUGCAUAGAUGGAACACAUGUUCCUAUCCUUCGACCACUAAAGGAUCCACAAGAUUACUUUUGCUACAAAAUGUUCUAUUCAUUAAAUGUACAGGCUGUGUGUGAUUAUAGAGGCAUAUUUAUGGAUGUUGAAUGCAGGUGGCCAGGAAGUGUGCAUGAUGCAAAAGUUUUUGCAAAUUCCUCUAUUAAUCAGAAAUUAGUUUCUGGCCAAAUUCCAAUGAUACAACUGUCUGUUUUCCCAGGCUCAGAAAAAAUACCAAACUAUGUAA